Thalassophryne amazonica is the source of this 6681-nucleotide messenger RNA. It is a transcript of the gene scn1lab, whose product is annotated as sodium channel, voltage-gated, type I like, alpha b. Gene Ontology annotation, molecular function: voltage-gated sodium channel activity; protein binding. The record is from RefSeq and is a predicted model, not a curated record. NCBI's taxonomy places the organism in Eukaryota, Metazoa, Chordata, Actinopteri, Batrachoidiformes, Batrachoididae. The coding region runs from base 191 to 6259 and encodes 2022 amino acids. Gene Ontology annotation, biological process: membrane depolarization during action potential; neuronal action potential; sodium ion transmembrane transport. The transcript is spliced from 27 exons. Gene Ontology annotation, cellular component: plasma membrane; voltage-gated sodium channel complex; axon.
UCAAUACGCGGAUUGAUCAAAAAGGAAAACGUGCUUCACAAGCUGAGACUGUCCGAUUGUGUGUGUUUUUAAAGGAUUAUCGUGUCGGAUGUGGGAUCUACCUUCAGGGUCUCCACCUGCUGUGCAGCGUGAUGGUGCUCCCUGCUCCAGCUGAGCCCCUCGCUGCCCUCUGAAGGAGCAGGAUGACAAGAUGGCACAGCUGCUUGUACCGCCCGGACCUGACAGCUUCCGCCCCUUCAUCCCCGAGUCGCUGGCCGCCAUCGAGAGGCGCAUCGCCGAGGAGGAGGCCCAGAGAUCACGGGCAGAGCGCCGCAGUGACACCGAUGAUGAAAAUGGACCCAAGCCCAACAGUGACCUGGAGGCAGGGAAGUCUCUGCCCUUCAUCUACGGGGACAUCCCUCCCCACUUGGUGUCCAUGCCUCUGGAGGAUCUUGAUCCCUACUACAGCAGUCAGAAGACCUUCAUAGUAUUGAAUCGUGGGAAGGCAAUCUUCCGUUUCAAUGCCACUCCUGCCUUGUACAUCUUAAGCCCCUUCAACCCUCUACGGAGGGCAGCCAUUAGAGUUUUAGUGCACUCGACAUUCAGCAUAUUCAUCAUGUUCACCAUCCUGACGAACUGUGCGUUUAUGACCCUCAGUAAUCCCCCGGAAUGGGCCAAGAAUGUAGAGUACACAUUCACAGGGAUUUACACCUUUGAGUCUCUGAUAAAGAUCCUGGCCAGAGGCUUCUGUGUGGGGAAAUUCACGUUCCUCAAGGACCCAUGGAACUGGCUGGAUUUCAGUGUUAUCCUCAUGGCAUAUGUCACAGAGUUUGUGGACCUGGGCAAUGUCUCAGCACUGCGAACCUUCAGGGUUCUGCGAGCCCUGAAAACUAUAUCAGUCAUCCCAGGCCUGAAGACCAUCGUCGGCGCUCUGAUCCAGUCGGUGAAAAAGCUGUCGGACGUGAUGAUCCUCACCGUGUUCUGCCUCAGCGUCUUCGCGCUCAUCGGGCUGCAGCUCUUCAUGGGCAACUUGAGGCAAAAGUGUGUACGUUGGCCCAUCCACAGCAACGCCACCAACAGCAGCAACACCUCCUCUGUGGACGGCGUGACGCUGUUCAACAGCAGCUUGCUGGAGAUGAAUGGCACAUUGGUGCAAAACACCACGGAGAACUACCCCAACUUGACAGAGUACAUCAACGAUGAGAGGAAUCACUAUCACCUUCCUGGCCGCAGGGAUGCUCUGCUUUGCGGGACUGGCAGUGGAGCUGGGCUUUGUCCAGAGGGCUUUUUGUGCAUGAAAGCAGGUCGUAAUCCAGACUAUGGUUACACCAGCUUCGACACCUUCAGCUGGGCUUUCCUAUCUUUGUUUCGACUGAUGACGCAGGACUACUGGGAAAACCUCUACCAGCAGACGUUGCGUGCAGCAGGGAAACCCUACAUGAUCUUCUUUGUGCUGGUGAUCUUCUUGGGCUCUUUCUACUUGGUCAACCUGAUCCUGGCUGUGGUGGCCAUGGCCUAUGAUGAACAAAACCAUGCCACCAUUGAGGAGGCACAGCAAAAGGAGGAGGAGUUCCAGGCUAUGUUGGAGCAGCUCAAGAGACAGCAGGAGGAGGCACAGGUUGCCGCGGCAGCAGCCACAGAGAGCGGCGAGUACAGCGGGAGAGGAGGCCCCACCUCCGAGUCCUCCUCUGGGAUGUCUAAGCUCAGCUCCAAGAGUGCCAAGGAGCGACGCAACAGGCGGAAGAAAAGAAAGCAAAGGGAAGAGGAGGAGGAAGAAAGGGCGGGCCGCGACAAGUUCCACAAGUCUGUGUCCGAGGACAGCAUCAAGAGGUCAAGUUUCCGCUUCUCCAUCGAUGCAAAUCGGCUUUCUUAUGAAAAAAGAUGCUCCUCACCCAACCAGUCUCUUCUCAGUAUCCGUGGAUCGCUCUUCUCUCCACGAAGGAACAGUCGUGCUAGCCUGUUCAGCUUCCGUGGACGGGCAAGGGACAUGGGCUCCGAAAAUGACUUUGCAGAUGAUGAGCACAGCACAUUCGAGGAGAGCGACAGUCGGCGAGGCUCUUUGUUCUUGCCACGCCGUCUUGAGCGCCGCUGCAGUGCCAUCAGCCAGACGAGUCUUGGCGUGCCACGGGUCAUCCUGCCGGCCAAUGGCAAGAUGCACUGCACUGUUGACUGCAAUGGUGUUGUGUCCCUGGUCGGUGGAACUUCUGUAACAACCUCCCCUGUAGGUCUCCUGCUGCCUGAGGGAACAACUACAGACACUGGGCUGAAGAAACGGCGUUCUGGUUUCCGUCAGCCAUCCAUGGAUUAUUUAGAAGAGCCAGGGAGCAGGCAGAGAGCAAUGAGUGUAGCCAGUAUCCUCACCAACACCAUGGAAGAGCUUGAAGAGUCAAGGCAGAAAUGCCCUCCUUGUUGGUAUAGAUUUGCCAACACAUGCCUAAUCUGGGAUUGUUGUCCUCUGUGGCUGAAGAUCAAGGAAAAUGUCAACAUGGUGGUCAUGGAUCCAUUCGUAGAUCUGGCCAUCACAAUUUGUAUUGUCCUCAACACACUUUUCAUGGCCAUGGAGCAUUACCCCAUGACCUUGGAGUUUAGUAACCUCCUCUCAGUUGGAAAUUUGGUAUUCACAGGCAUCUUCACAGCUGAGAUGUGUUUGAAGAUAAUUGCCCUGGAUCCUUACUAUUACUUCCAGGAGGGCUGGAACAUCUUUGAUGGCAUCAUCGUCAGCCUGAGUCUGAUGGAGCUUGGCUUGUCGAAUGUAGAAGGCCUGUCUGUGCUUAGGUCCUUUAGAUUGCUGAGGGUCUUCAAGCUGGCAAAGUCAUGGCCCACUUUGAACAUGCUGAUCAAGAUCAUUGGUAACUCUGUAGGUGCUCUGGGGAACUUGACUCUGGUGCUGGCCAUCAUUGUCUUCAUCUUUGCCGUGGUGGGAAUGCAGUUAUUUGGCAAGAGCUACAAGGAGUGUGUAUGUAAGAUUAACGAUAAUUGUGAAUUGCCACGCUGGCACAUGAAUGAUUUCUUCCACUCCUUCCUCAUCGUGUUCCGGGUGCUGUGUGGAGAGUGGAUUGAGACCAUGUGGGACUGCAUGGAGGUGGCAGGACAGGCAAUGUGCCUGAUCGUCUUCAUGAUGGUCAUGGUCAUUGGAAACCUGGUGGUUCUAAACCUCUUUCUGGCCCUCCUCCUGAGCUCAUUCAGCGCCGACAACCUGGCAGCAACUGAUGAUGACAGUGAGAUGAACAAUCUACAGAUUGCUGUAGGACGGAUCCAACGGGGCAUCAAUUUUAUCAAGUCCACAGUGCGGCAGUUCUUCCAGAGUAUCUGCUUUGGUGGCACUGCUAAAGGUGCCGGCCUUGCUGAAGAGAUCAAACCUCUGGAUGAACUUCAUAGCAAUGGCAAGGGUAACUGUAUUUCUAACCACACUUCAGUGGAAAUCACCAAAGACCCCACUGGGGUGUACCUGAAGGAAGGCAAUGGAAUGGCAAUGGUAGGGGUUGGGAUUGUUGGGGACACUACAGUGAAGUACCCUGCUGAGGACUUCAUGUCAUUUAUUCAUAACCCCAGCCUGACAGUAACAGUACCUAUUGCUGUGGGCGAGUCGGACUUUGAGAACCUCAACACAGAAGAUUUCAGCAGUGACUCAUCUGAUGUUGAGGGCAGUAAAGAGAAGCUAGAUGUAGAGCCACAACAUCUCAGCUCUUCAGAGGGGAGCACGGUGGAUAUCCGCCCCCCGGGAGAUGGGGUCGAUUCAGUGGAGAUGGAGCCAGAGGAGUCGCUGGAGCCAGAGGCCUGUUUCACGGAGGGUUGUGUGAGUAGGUUCCAGUGUUGCCAGAUCAACGAGGAGGAAAACCGCUAUCGAAGCUGGUGGACCCUCCGAAAAACCUGCUUUAUCAUAGUGGAACACAACUGGUUUGAAUCCUUCAUCAUAUUCAUGAUCCUGCUGAGCAGUGGAGCUCUGGCAUUUGAGGACAUUUACAUCGAACAGAGGAAAGCCAUUAAAACCAUGCUGGAGUAUGCAGACAAGGUCUUCACGUACGUCUUCAUCCUGGAGAUGCUGCUAAAGUGGGUGGCUUAUGGCUUCGUGAAGUACUUCACCAACGCCUGGUGCUGGCUCGACUUCCUCAUUGUAGAUGUAUCCUUGGUCAGCCUCAUUGCCAACGCGCUGGGCUACUCUGAACUCAGCGCCAUUAAGUCUCUGAGGACACUGCGAGCCCUCCGACCCCUCAGAGCGCUUUCUCGGUUCGAAGGCAUGAGGGUUGUGGUGAACGCGCUGUUGGGUGCCAUCCCCUCCAUCAUGAAUGUGCUGCUGGUCUGCCUCAUCUUUUGGCUCAUCUUCAGCAUCAUGGGUGUCAACUUGUUCGCGGGAAAGUACUAUUACUGCAUCAACACCACCACCGACAAGCUCUUUCCCAUCAGCAUUGUCAACAACCAGACUGACUGCCUGCGUUUGGUCAAUGACAGCGCUCGUUGGAAGAAUGUCAAAAUUAACUUUGACAAUGUUGGGGCUGGUUAUCUUGCUCUCCUGCAAGUGGCAACAUUUAAAGGUUGGAUGGAUAUUAUGUACGCAGCUGUAGACUCUCGAAAUUUGGAAGAACAGCCAGACUAUGAAGUCAACUUAUAUAUGUAUCUCUACUUUGUGAUUUUCAUCAUCUUUGGCUCCUUCUUCACCCUCAACUUAUUCAUUGGUGUCAUCAUUGACAACUUCAACCAACAGAAGAAAAAGUUUGGUGGUCAGGACAUCUUCAUGACUGAGGAACAGAAGAAAUACUACAAUGCCAUGAAGAAGCUGGGCUCUAAGAAACCACAAAAACCGAUACCUCGGCCAGCAAAUGCAUUUCAAGGCUGUGUAUUCGACUGCAUCACAAAGCAGGCCUUCGAUAUCAUAAUCAUGAUCCUCAUCUGCCUUAACAUGGUGACCAUGAUGGUGGAGACAGAUCACCAGACACAAGAAAUGUCUGAUAACCUCUACUGGAUCAAUAUGGUCUUCAUUUUGCUCUUCACUGGGGAGUGUGUGCUUAAGAUGGUCUCUCUGCGACACUAUUAUUUCACCAUUGGCUGGAAUAUAUUUGACUUUGUAGUGGUUAUUCUGUCAAUUGUGGGUAUGUUUUUAUCCGACAUCAUUGAGAAAUACUUUGUAUCCCCAACACUGUUCCGGGUGAUCCGCUUGGCCAGGAUCGGCCGCAUCCUUCGCCUUAUCAAGGGUGCCAAAGGCAUCCGGACACUUCUCUUUGCCUUGAUGAUGUCACUUCCAGCCCUGUUUAACAUUGGCCUCCUCCUCUUCUUGGUUAUGUUCAUCUAUGCCAUCUUUGGCAUGUCCAACUUUGCCUAUGUCAAGAAAGAGUCAGGAAUCGAUGACAUGUUCAAUUUCGAGACUUUUGGGAACAGUAUGAUCUGUUUGUUUCAGAUUACCACCUCAGCGGGGUGGGAUGGCUUGCUAGCGCCCAUACUGAACAAGAAGGAGCCAGACUGUGAUAGCCAGAUGGAACACCCGGGUAACUCCUACAAAGGAAAUUGUGGCAACCCAUCAGUGGGUAUCUUCUUUUUCGUCAGCUACAUCAUCAUCUGCUUCCUCAUUGUAGUCAACAUGUACAUUGCAGUUAUCCUGGAGAACUUCAGCGUGGCCACAGAGGAGAGUGCAGAGCCACUGAGCGAAGAUGACUUUGAGAUGUUCUAUGAAGUGUGGGAACGCUUUGAUCCUGAUGCAACUCAGUUCGUGGAGUACAGCAAGCUUUCCGACUUUGCAGAUGCUCUGGAUCCACCGCUGCGUAUACCGAAGCCGAAUAUGAUCCAGCUCAUUACUAUGGACUUGCCCAUGGUCAGCGGCGAGCGCAUUCACUGCCUGGACAUCCUAUUUGCCUUCACCAAGCGAGUGUUAGGUGAGAGUGGCGAGAUGGAUGUGUUACGUGGACAAAUGGAGGAGCGCUUCAUGGCAUCGAACCCCUCUAAAGUAUCUUAUGAGCCCAUCACCACCACUCUCCGCCGUAAACAAGAGGACAUGUCGGCCACAAUCAUCCAGAGAGCCUUCCGCCGCUACAUGAUUCGCCUCGCCAUGAAGAAGGCCUCCUCCCUCUACAAGAAGCAGCUGAAGGGGGGCAUCCAUGACCCCGACAAGGACGUCAUGGUCAUCAACAAGUUCAACGAGAACUCCAUCUCAGACAAAACAGACAUGACUCCCUCCACAGCCUCGCCGCCGUCCUACAACAGUGUGACGAAAUCGGACAAGAACAAAUAUGAAAAGGAAAAUAAGGAAAAAGAAAACAAAGGGAAAGACUUGAAAGAGCAAAAGAAAUAAACUCUUCAACAGGAACAAACUACAUGCACCAGAGACAUAAAAUACUAAGGGAAAUUUGUUUACAGCUUCUCAUAGAUUGAUGGGUAGAUUGAUGGACAUAUUGGUUUUGACUGUUGGGAAGAUAAGAAAUGUUAUGCCAGGUCUCCUGAAAUGAGCAUCUUGGGUUUUUUGGCACAUCUCAGAGGAAUAAUUAUGGGUGAAAAACUUGUUAUCCAGCAGACACUGCCAGAGAGUGAGUGGAACACAGAAAAGCCUCUCUGCAAAACGCUUGUGAUUUUCCUAUUGGUUGUUGUUACUAUCUGACACACUUGAGUGUACUGUUAAAUUGUCUGUAGCUAGUGCUGCUGCUACUACUAUAAAUCCAGUGUCUUGAAUUUAACAAUCGUUGUGUCACUUAACAAGUAAUCCACAUUUUUCUCCCC